AUGUUUCAUAAUACUUUUAUUUCUUUCCAGCUACAUGAUAAUGCAAUAUCUAGUCUUCCGCCGGAGUUUGGUGAGCUAAAGAAUUUGAUGACUCUAAGUUUGGCGCACAAUAAACUGACAGCACUCCCCAAAGAGUUUUAUAAGUUAACUGAAUUACGCUGGCUGAGUAUAUCCCACAAUGAGAUUUCGAAAAUAGAAGCCGACUUUGGAGAUUUUGUUAUGCUGACCUUUUUGGACUUAUCGCACAAUAAACUGACAAUACUACCUCCAGGUAUGGGCUAUUUGGUGAGAUUAGUAGAAAUUAAUCUGUCACACAAUCAGCUAGAAGAGCUUCCUCCUGAUAUUGUUAACCUCAGAGAUCUGAGAAAAAUGAAUAUUAGCAACAACAAUCUCAAGAAGUUACCACCACUAGGCGAACUGAGAAAAAUGGAAGUACUGGAUGCGAAUCAUAACGACAUUGAAGAACUACCCGACUUUUACGGCUGUGCAGCCCUUAAAGAAUUAUAUAUGGCCAAUAAUUAUAUUAAGGAGAUAACAGAAGAGUUCUGUGAUCAGAUGCAGCAUUUGAAUGUGUUGAACAUCAGGGACAACAAAUUAGAAGUGUUGCCUGAGAACAUCUCACUGCUGCAGAAACUGAAGAGGCUGGACCUUACUAACAAUAAUUUGAAUAAGUUACCAAGGAACUUGGGGUUGUUAUCUCAGUUGCAAAGCAUCAACAUGGAGGGCAACAAGUUGUCGUUUGUGAGGCAGGACGUGAUCAGAGGAGGGACGGAGAGGAUGAUGAAGUAUCUCAGAGACCGCAUCACUGAUGAAGUCGUCAGUGAGACUAGGCUCACUCCUGAGGAAUGGCCUGAUAAAUAUACACUGAAGAAAAGUCAAGCUUUAAUGGUGCCUGGUCGGGAACUGACGAACGUACCGGACCAUGUGUUCAAAGCGGCGGCCGAGGCAGAAGUACAUAUUGUCGACUUCUCUAAAAACAAACUCACUGAAGUACCCCGUGGGUAAGUC
Messenger RNA from Spodoptera litura, 1008 nucleotides. RefSeq names its product leucine-rich repeat-containing protein 40-like. The record is from RefSeq and is a predicted model, not a curated record. Gene Ontology annotation, cellular component: cytoplasm. NCBI's taxonomy places the organism in Eukaryota, Metazoa, Arthropoda, Insecta, Lepidoptera, Noctuidae. Gene Ontology annotation, molecular function: protein binding.